CCUCUCUUCACAUCCUCCCCCCUCCCACACCCACCACCCACCCUACUUCCCUUCACACAACCAUGCUGCGCUCGCUGACCAAGGUCAUGGCUGCGGCCGGGGCAACGACGACCGGGUGGUACAUCCUCACCUCGCGGAGCAUGGCGUCUGCCACGGGCAACGGCAGCGAUGGAGUGCCCCCUCCGCCUGCAGUCCGCCCGCUUGUGCUCUCUGGCCCAUCUGGUGUGGGCAAGUCGUCCAUGAUCAAGCGGAUUCUGGCAGAGAACCCGGGCUGCUUUGGCUUCUCCGUCUCCCACACCACCCGCAAGCCCCGGGCUGGUGAGGUUGAUGGCGUCGACUACCACUACAUCAGCAAGGACCAGAUGGUGGCCGAUGUGGCCCGUGGCCUGUUCAUUGAGUCAGCCACCUUCUCGGCAAACAUGUACGGCACCUCCUUUGCUGCUGUCCAGUCGGUCGCUGAGAAGGGCAAGAUCUGCAUCCUCGACGUUGAGCUGCAGGGCGUGCUCGCCAUCCGCGACUCGAACCUCGACGCCCGCAUCGUCGUCGUCUUCCCGCCUUCCAUGGAGGAUCUGGAGACCCGGCUUCGCUCGCGCGGGACAGAGACCGAGGACGCUAUCCAGCUCCGCCUCACCGCUGCCAAAGCAGACAUGGCCUACAUCCGCGAGCACAACAUCGCCGACGUCAUCAUUGUCAACGACAACCUCGACGUCGCUAUCAACGAGCUGAUGGAGGUCGUUCAGGAGGACUUGAUGGCGGUCAAGACCUACCACGCCGAUCUCAAGGCGCUCGGCCUCCCCGUACCCGAGUAAAAAGUGACACGUCCUU
Molecule: messenger RNA, 825 nt
Organism: Thecamonas trahens ATCC 50062
Lineage: Eukaryota; Apusomonadida; Apusomonadidae
Product: guanylate kinase 1 isoform a
Exons: 1
Biological process (GO): purine nucleotide metabolic process
Cellular component (GO): cytosol
Molecular function (GO): GMP kinase activity
Source: RefSeq, a predicted model, not a curated record